UUUGUUGAAGUGUUACGUUUUUAAACAAUGGGUGAAUUAAAUAAAGGAUUAGUGUCAGGAACUUACGGGCGAGCUGGUAUACUCGAAACACAUGUAAGGGGUGCAUGGUAUAGAGUAUUUGUUACGUUAGAAGAAGCUUAUUUAAGUAUAACAUUAGAUGAAUCUUAUGAAAAUACUACCACAUUAAAUGGUACAUUAAAUAAUAAUAUUGAAACACCGAGUGGUUUAAAUGAUACACCCGUUGUGCCGGAUUCGGUUGCAAAUCAAAAACGUAAUGUGCGUGUUACAAAAUCGGAUAAUAAUGGUUUAGGCAUAUCAAUAAAAGGCGGCAAAGAAAAUAAAAUGCCUAUAUUAAUCAGUAAAAUAUUUAAAGGGAUGGCUGCUGAUCAAACUGAAAUGUUAUAUGUGGGUGAUGCUAUUUUGUCAGUGAAUGGAAUUGAUUUGCGAGAUGCGACACACGAUGAAGCUGUCAAGGCACUUAAGAGAGCUGGGAGAAAUGUUGAACUUGAAGUAAAAUAUUUACGUGAAGUAACACCGUAUUUUCGUAAGGCUAGUAUUAUAUCCGAAGUAGGAUGGGAAUUACAACGUGGAUUUUUAUCAGGAACACCACCUAGUCCUAAAUCACCACAACGAUCGGAUACAAGAUAUCUCCCAUUACAAUUAUGUCAUUUGGUUAGAAAUUAUAAACAUCCUGAUCCAGAAAAUCGUACUUUAGAACUUCAUUCGCCGGACAGUGUGCAUAGUUGUGUAUUAAGAGCAGCGGAUACGAAUGAAGCAGCCGCAUGGUUCAAUAGCUUACAUUCUGCAUUGGCAACACUUACUUUAGCAGCAUUACAUGAAGCCAAUCGAACAUUAAGUACAUUAAUAGGAGAAUUACAUCAUAUAGGAUGGCUUAGUAGGAGGACUUCUAGUAUUGAGAAUGGGCGUUCAGCAAGUUCAGAGAGCUCUGACGAUUCUGAACGAUGGCAAUCAGUAUUUGUAGCCGUAACGGAUAAAGAGUUACGUUUAUAUGAAUCAGCACCAUGGUCAAUAGAAGCAUGGGGUGCGCCAGUAGAAUUAUGUUCGUUAUUAUCAACACGUCUUGUUAGCAGUAAUUCUAUACGAAAUUCAACUAGUUCCAAUGAAAUCAUUACAUUUAGUGUCCGAUGUGGAACAUCUGAAGGUGUUAUUACAUAUGAAUUACGAGCUGAAACCCAUAGAGAUUUAGCAAACUGGGCGAGAGCACUUGUAAAUGGUACCCACACGUGUGCACAACAACAACAGGAACUUGUAUGCCGAUGUUUGUGGAAAGGGCGACCUUGUCAAUUAGUUUUACAUUAUGAAAAUGGAUUUAGUUUAAUUGAAUAUGGAACUGGCGGUAACUCAUUAAUGCGUGGAGGAGUACGAACUUUAUGGAGGUAUCCUUUCGAUCGUUUAAAAACCUCAGCAGAUGAUGGAAACCGUUUGUUAUGGUUAGAUUUUGGCGGAGAAGAAGGAGAAAUUGAACUCGAUUUGGAAGGAUGUCCAAAACCAGUGGUAUUUAUUCUUCACAAUUUUCUAUCAGCAAAAAUACAUCGUUUAGGUUUAUAUGCAUAGUA
Chrysoperla carnea is the source of this 1577-nucleotide messenger RNA. It is a transcript of the gene Syn1, whose product is annotated as beta-1-syntrophin. Gene Ontology annotation, cellular component: dystrophin-associated glycoprotein complex; intracellular anatomical structure. The transcript is spliced from 6 exons. Bases 28 to 1575 code for a protein of 515 amino acids. The record is from RefSeq and is a predicted model, not a curated record. Gene Ontology annotation, molecular function: structural molecule activity; protein binding. Lineage: Eukaryota; Metazoa; Arthropoda; Insecta; Neuroptera; Chrysopidae.